CGCGCGCCCGCUCGUCCGCCGACGGGGCCGAAGAGAGGGGGAGGGGGGGUCAGUCGUGCCCCCCCGUCCUUUUCGCGGGGCCCGAUGCACCCGCGGCGGCCGAACGGCUUCGAUGGCUUAGGUUACCGAGCCGGCGGCGGGCGAGAGGAGGCCGCGGCGUUCGGGGCCGGCUUCCCCGCCAGGCCCGACCAGGCCCACUGGGUCACCACCCCGCCGGACAUCCCCGGCAGCCGCAACCUCCACUGGGGCGACCGGACCCCCCAGUUGGGCCCGGCCGCGGCGCCCACCCCGCUCGGGGGAUCCGGGAGCCUCCACGAGGACCCCUAUCCCGGCGGCGGGCCCGGGAACGGCAACGAACUGACCCCGCAGCGACGGCCACGCUCUACAGAUCAGUUGAAUAGAUUUGCCGGAUUCGGUAUUGGGCUUGCAAGUUUGUUUACAGAGAAUGUGUUGGCCCAUCCGUGCAUUGUUCUUCGCCGCCAGUGUCAGGUUAAUUACCAUGCUCGGCAUUACCAUCUCACUCCAUUUACAGUUAUCAAUAUAAUGUACAGCUUUAACAAAACCCAGGGUCCAAGAGCCCUUUGGAAGGGAAUGGGGAGCACAUUCAUUGUUCAAGGAGUUACACUUGGAGCAGAAGGAAUCCUUAGUGAAUUCACAUCCCUGCCAAGGGAGCUUUCCCACAAAUGGAGUCUCAGACGAAUUGGAGAACACCUUCUACUGAAAGCCCUAACUUAUGUGGUGGCAAUGCCUUUUUACUCUGCGAGCCUGAUCGAGACCGUGCAGAGUGAGAUCAUUCGAGAUAAUCCUGGCAUUUUGGAGUGUGUCAAAGAAGGGAUUGGCAGAGUCGUGGGCCUGGGAGUGCCUCAUAGCAAACGGCUGCUCCCGCUUCUGGCUUUGACCUUUCCCACCGUGCUACAUGGAGUCCUGCAUUACAUCGUCACCUCCAUUGUCCAAAAGUGUGUCUUGCUGAUUCUCAAGCGGAAGCAGGUCCAGAGCCAAGCCACCGAGAGCGUCAGUUCUGUGCAGAGUAUGUUGGAUGCUUAUUUCCCAGAACUGAUCGCAAGUUUCGCUGCCAGUCUCUGCUCUGAUGUCUUGCUGUACCCCCUGGAGACAGUCUUACACCGUCUUCAUAUCCAAGGAACGCGCACGAUCAUUGACAAUACAGACCUUGGCUAUGAAGUGCUCCCAAUCAAUACUCAGUACGAGGGAAUGAGAGACUGUAUCAAUACCAUAAAGCAGGAAGAAGGAAUGUUUGGUUUUUAUAAAGGGUUCGGUGCUAUCGUAAUACAGUAUACCCUGCAUGCAGCCGUUUUACAAAUUACCAAAAUUAUUUACUCUACACUGCUUCAAAAUAGCAUCUAAAAUUGAGCCCCAGCACCAGUCCAUCCAGCUAAUAGAUCUUGGACUUUUAUCUAUCAGAGUACGUGGAAAGGAAAGAUGAAAUGAAAAUAUUGGGGGGAAAAAAGUAUUUAUAUGAAAUUGGGGGGGAAGAUGAGCAUCCAUGAUGAUUUUUUAGCUUUUUUUAAAUAUAGCUUAGAUCCCAAAACUUGAAUUAAAAAUGAUACUCGCUGCCCAUCUCGUCUCCUCUUUUUGAAAAGUUCAGAAGUUAUUUUUUUUCCAAUCUUGAAAUAUGAAAAAUUAUGUAGAGGAUAAUCUGGUAAUUGCAAUCUGUAGAUUGUUCUUAGAAUGGCAUCUCCAGUUGAAUUACUCAGUGGCCUUGAGCAGUGAUCCAUCCGAUCACAUUGUUGAUAUUUUUUUAACUUGAGCAGCCGAAUUGCACCUGCCGUGAAAAGAAAGCCGGAGGGAUUACUCUGUAGAAACAAUAAGUCCGAGAUCACUGAGGAAUGGGGGUAUUUAAUCGGGCAGUGUCCUUGAGUGAUUAGUAUGAGAAAAAUCUCGAAGCACCCACAGCUUUACAAUUUCCAGGCCUAGUCUCCGAUCAGCUUUUUCCUCUUUUUACCUGUUUGUCUAAUCGAUACCUCGUUGGGUCGAUUUUGGGCCGGGCUUUUCUUCUUGCAAGUCAUCGACGUUAAAUCUUCUAGAAGGUAGCCUUGGCCAUUUGUAUCAGUGAGGUAGAACAGAAGGUGACUUGCUUCUGCACCUCUGGUUCAAUUGCUUCAGACCUGCCCUGGUCCAAGUUCAAAACCUCUGCUUUGCUCAUAGGCAACAGCUAUGAGAAAGAGCAAGAGCCAUAGGUGUUUUUAGAGCCACAUGUCAGACAUUCAUUACUCUGUAAGAUGUAUUUGUCUAAAAAUAGACUAAUCGUAACAACUGGCACCUAGCUUUCAAAUUUACAGCUUUUUUACUAGUCAUUGUACCAGCAGACUCACUGGCCUUUUCAUUUCUGCAGUUACUUUUCUUCCAAGAGGUGCAAACCAAACAAAUUUGGUAUUUGUGGCCUCUCUCAGAUUUGAUAUUUAAAUUUUUGCUAAAAAUCAGUCCAGAAUUUUCUGUGUCAGAAGCGGAGCGGGUCCUCUGGAAUAUCAAAGAAACUAAAUGAAAUUUUGUUGUGUUUUUUUGGUCAUUAUGGAUUGCCUUUUUUCCCUGGGAUUUCAUGAGUGAAAAUACGUUUUAGCAAGUACAACUGAUAGGGUUGUUGAAAGAAUCCAUUUUAAAUGACAGAAAAGGUCUGCCUUCUCUUAAAUGAACGUGUGUGAUUAGUUUCUUGAUAUAGUUAUCUGAUAAAGUGAUGUGUAUUUAACUGACCACUCAUUAAGCACUGUAUAGCUUAUUUUUUUUCCUCUGUAAAUGAUCCCCGGUGGAACUGUGAACCAUUUGGUACCCUGAAAUGCAGCGACUUCUGAAACUGUUGAAUAUACUUGAACUUACAUUUGAAAUGUAAGAAAUCACUGCAGUUUGUAAUUUAUCUUGAAUCGUCAUAUUCUGUGGGAAGUUACAUUGUAAAACGAAACGGGUACAAGUGUAGAAAAUUAUAUAAGUGGAAAAUAUCUAAAUGGUGUAAAAAAAAAUUAAUAAAUAGGACUCUUCACUGUCUUGUAAAUUUUCCGUUUAAGAUGUGUUUUUAAAUAAUCAGAAGUCCUUAGGAUUUUAAACUGGAAUGCCCCAUGAAAAGUUGGAGGAAAAAUCCAAAAUAAAAUUUAAAAGCAGUAA
Ornithorhynchus anatinus (platypus) is the source of this 3111-nucleotide messenger RNA. RefSeq names its product solute carrier family 25 member 46 (gene SLC25A46). Gene Ontology annotation, cellular component: mitochondrial outer membrane. The record is from RefSeq and is a predicted model, not a curated record. Lineage: Eukaryota; Metazoa; Chordata; Mammalia; Monotremata; Ornithorhynchidae. Bases 85 to 1362 code for a protein of 425 amino acids. Gene Ontology annotation, biological process: mitochondrial membrane fission; axon development; mitochondrial fission. The transcript has 9 exons.